Molecule: messenger RNA, 2017 nt
Organism: Dufourea novaeangliae
Lineage: Eukaryota; Metazoa; Arthropoda; Insecta; Hymenoptera; Halictidae
Gene: dos
Product: GRB2-associated-binding protein 2-like
Source: RefSeq, a predicted model, not a curated record
AUGGAUGCUCGUCGACGGUGAACACGGCGCGAGCCCGAGAGAAGAAGUGUGUGUCAUCCGCGACGCUUGACAUGGCUUGGCACGCGUGGCCAAGAUGGUGGUGGUAAUGGUGGCACGAUCACGAUAGUCGGACGGGUCGGACCUUCUCUUUCAUCGUCUCUCGCUUUGGUGUUCCUGGUGCUCCUCUUUAAUUCUACGGCUGCUUCUCGGAGGGUGUUUGUCGUGAUGAUGCGCGUCAGUGGUAGGAGUAGGAACCCGUUGUCGUUGUGUUGUUAGUCCGUGUGCAUCGUCGUGGCGAGUCGCUGGACGGUCGGUAUACUGUGGGAUCGCUGCUGCACCGUCCAAAAAUAGAUAAAUGAACGAGCAGCGUGCCAUCCUUGUUGUCGGUGGUUCCACGCACUCCGUAAUAAUGCACGAUUAUUAAAAGUCUCGUGGGCAGCGACGGAUAGGAAUGGAGGUGCUCAAAACCAGCCAGGAGAUAGUGCACGAAGGGUGGCUCAUUAAAUCGCCACCCACGAAACUCUGGCGAGCGCGGUGGAGGAAAAGGUGGUUUGCCCUUCGACAUAGCGGAGAAUUACCAGGACAAUACUUUUUAGAAUACUAUACAGAUAGACGCUGUAGGAAACUCAAAGGUCGUAUUGAUCUUGAUCAAUGUGAACAGGUGGAUGCAGGGCUGAGAUUUGAGAACCGGAAACAAAAGUAUCAAUAUAUGUUCAAUGUUAAGACACCAAAAAGGACAUAUUAUUUAGUGGCAGAAAGUGAAGCUGAUAUGAAUAAGUGGGUAGAUGCAGUGUGUCAAGUAUGUGGUUUAAAAGCAUACACUCAAGAUGAAGAACAACAAUGUCAAAUGUUCCAGUUUGAAACACAAGAAUCACCACCAAUUUCACCUACUAGCACAAUCUCUGGCCCUUACAUUCCUAUCAGUGAAUGCAUAUCUGGUCGUCGGUUGAAUGACACCAGCUCUCUUAAUUCAACCCUUGGUCAAGGACCUGAACAUUAUGAUGCUCCAAGACGAUUGGCCCCUUCUCCUCCUAGAUCUCCUACGACGACCGACGCGGAAAGUGUAUUUACUGACGACGAAUGGACCGCACCUGUGCCUAGCGUUAAUUGGGAGACCUUUCCUUCCUCAGGUGAAGCCAAACAACCGCAAGGUUCAAGCGACGCUGAAAUUGGAUCUUGGAGCGUCCGGAAACGGUUCGGAAAGCUAAGAAUUGUUGAUUCCGCUGUACCUCCUGCUGCAGACAAGUUACCAGCACCACCUAGGCCACCAAAACCUCCGCACAUGUUACCUGAAAAUCCUGGUCAUAAUUAUUUAAAUUUAGACGGUGCUACUGAAAGCUCAAAACCCACAACACCGGCUACUCCUGCACCAUCAACACCUGCGACCGCUAUCGUUACCGACGAGUCUUACGAUUUCCCAAGAUCUCACCAACCUGGACAAGCACCCGACACAACCGUGAUCGAUCAGUCGUCUAAACAUUUCUACUCUAAUGCCGCACCGAGUAGUCUCGAAGAAACGCGUGUAUUCCGUUACGACUUUCAGGAAGAGGAACCAUCGAGUCCUCGCUCUGAAAGUUCAGCGACUGCUACCUAUUCGAAUCUACCGAGUCCACUUAUUCGAGAUAAUUCGAACUCUGUAUCAACAACUAUGGCACCGCCGCCACCAGUGGUUUAUCGGGAAUUAAAACCCGGUAGAAAAACUAGUGAUUCUACAUCAAUUAUUAGUAAUGAACCUUCUCCAGGGCCAACAGUGCCAGUUCUAGAGAUGAGUUCUGCGGAACACUCUCCUGCUGAACCACCGAGUAUUAAUAGAAAGCUCAAACCACCUUUAAACAAAUCCCCAGUUGAAGGACCUUUGCAAUUGGCUUCUCCACCUGGAAGAGGAAGAAUCAGAGCAGCCCCUAGUCCAACACCCCAGACUCAUAUAUACUCAAACCGACAUCAGUCAACAUCGGACGAAGAUAACGCUUUCGAUGAUAAAGAGGAGAUAUAUUACUACCAGGAUCAAAAUACGUUC